AUGGAGGAAGACGAGCAGGCGCAGCCCGAGAGGGACAACAAGGAGAAGGUGCCGGUGCCCGAGCCGGAGCCGGAGCCGCCUCGGUGCGGCAGGCACCCGUCCCAGCUCCUCACGGGCAUCUGCUCCUCCUGCCUCAUGGAGCGCCUCUCCUCGGUGUGGGACCAGCCCGAGUCCGAGAUCGUCGAGGUCGCCGCCGCGGAGCCCGCCGAGGGCUCCGGCGCCGCGGACCGGGGCAGGCUGCGCAAGACGCUCAUGCUGCUCUUCCAGCUCGACGACUCCACCGGCGGUGGCGGCGCGCGUCCGUCGGAAGGGCCGCAGUCGUUGGCGGAGUUCCAGUCGGGUUCCGGAGAAGGAGGUCGAGGGGGCAAGCGGAAGGGCCCCGGGUCGUGGCUCCGGUCGAUUCGUCUGCCGAGGGGAGCGUUGCGGUGGAGGAGGAAUGGGCCCGCGGCCUCUGCCAAGGAGCCGCCCUCGAUGCCGCCGCGCGGGGUGGCGGUGGUGGAUCCGAGCGCCAGCGACGACGGCGGAGCGCAGGUGGAGCGGAAGCCGAGCUUCCGUCGCUCGUGCGAGUGGAUGGCGUCCCGGGACCGGGACCCGAGCAGAGGCUCCCUGGAGCCGCCCCGCCACUCGUGGGACGGGUCGAUGGUGGGCAGGGCGUUCGCGUGCUCCUUCGCCUGCUUAGAGGAGCCGGAGCCGCCGGAGGAUGGAGCGAGGAGGGUGAGGAGCAAUGCGGAGGAAGCGGUCGGGGAGGCCCGCGCCGUGGCUGCUGAGAGCAGGAAUGGCGGGCACUCGGACUCGGCUGAUGCAGGGGGCGAUGGGCGGCGUCUGAGUCUCAGGGGAAGGAGCUCUUGUGACACUGGGAUGGAGAUGGCCGUCUCUGGUGUUGGGAGACGGAGGUCUAACAGGUGGAGCAGGGUGUGGGAUCGGAGCAUAACGAGUCCGCUCAAGGAGUUUGUGAGGAAAGGGGAGCAUGUUCUCGAGCGGUCCCUCUCGGAAUCCAGGAGAGAAGUCCGGAAGGGUAAAAAUGCGGAGGCAGCAGACAUCAGUGGCGAAAUUCAUCAACCCGGACGCAACGGACAUGUUCAGGGCAGAGCAAGCCAAGGCACGAUCCGAAGCUCACAGGCUGCAAGUAAUGGGGAUGCGCAGAAUUUCCGGACCGAUUGGCUCAAGAAUAGCAAGAUUGGCAGAAGCAGGAGUGUUCAUUAUACAUCUCCUGGGAACCUGGACAAUGGGAUGCUUCGGUUUUAUCUGACACCAAUGAGAAGCUCCAGAAUUGCAAACAGGGGGAGGAGGAGAAGUUCACGCUUGUUUGCGAGAGGACUUUUCGGUUUCAUAUGA
Molecule: messenger RNA, 1335 nt
Organism: Miscanthus lutarioriparius
Lineage: Eukaryota; Viridiplantae; Streptophyta; Magnoliopsida; Poales; Poaceae
Source: the annotation of a GenBank genome assembly